ACUGUAAAAGCUACAAAGGCAAAGAACUAGCCAUUUGAUAACAAGCAAUGGAUGGAGAAGAGAAAACGUACGGUGGCUGUGAAGGCCCCGAUGCAAUGUAUGUGCAGUUGAUAUCCUCUGAUGGUCAUGAGUUCAUUGUUAAACGAGAGCAUGCACUUACAUCAGGAACAAUAAAAGCUAUGUUGAGUGGUCCCAGACAAUUUGCAGAAAAUAAAACAAAUGAAGUCAAUUUUAGAGAGAUUCCUUCUCAUGUCCUAUCCAAAGUAUGCAUGUAUUUCACCUACAAGGUUCGCUACACUAACAGCUCCACAGAGAUUCCUGAAUUUCCAAUUGCCUCUGAAAUUGCACUGGAACUGCUGAUGGCUGCAAACUUCUUGGAUUGUUAAAUAAAAUAAAUUAUAAU
Varanus komodoensis (Komodo dragon) is the source of this 403-nucleotide messenger RNA. Its product is annotated as elongin-C-like. Gene Ontology annotation, molecular function: protein-macromolecule adaptor activity. Gene Ontology annotation, cellular component: elongin complex. Bases 48 to 386 code for a protein of 112 amino acids. NCBI's taxonomy places the organism in Eukaryota, Metazoa, Chordata, Lepidosauria, Squamata, Varanidae. The transcript has a single exon. Gene Ontology annotation, biological process: ubiquitin-dependent protein catabolic process. The record is from RefSeq and is a predicted model, not a curated record.